Cercocebus atys (sooty mangabey) is the source of this 1548-nucleotide messenger RNA. RefSeq lists its product as uncharacterized. The record is from RefSeq and is a predicted model, not a curated record. Lineage: Eukaryota; Metazoa; Chordata; Mammalia; Primates; Cercopithecidae. The coding region runs from base 1 to 1059 and encodes 352 amino acids. The transcript has 3 exons.
AUGAAAGUCGACACCUUUACUCUGAAAUUUGCAUCGCAUCGCUGGCUCCAGUUUAGAAACAUGAUCGUUUCACAGGUAGUAUGCAUUUCAGUGAAUGCUGCCUCUAAACUACCCGUCAGCGAAAAUAAAAUCUGUAAGAGGCGCCUGCCCCGUAGUUGUGCAGAUUCGGGUUCUGGAGUGUGUGCGCGCGCGCCGGGCGCGGUAGAGCCGGACUCGCCCCCGCCAGGUUGCGCUAUCAGCAAGCCACCAAAUCGAAAAUCAAACUUUAACCGGCCUCCUGGGGUCCUGCUCCGGGCCCUGGACCCCAACCCCGGCCAGAAACAGGGCAGGGGGCUGUCAGCGGUCCUGCACCCCCACUACCCCCAGGACCCGGGCGCGGGGACCACUUACCGCUCGGCCCGGCCUCCCGGUGCCGCCGCGCGUCCCGGGCGCGUCCGCCGCGCGCUCUCCCUGGGGAGAAAGAGAAACCGUGUAGACGGCCGGCGCGCGCUCACUCGCCGCCUCCUCUGCGGAGAGCGGCGAGGCCGGGCCGGGGCGGGCGCCGAGCGCGGAGCGGAGGGGGGCCCGAGGGAGGCGGGGGUGGAAUCAGCCCAAUUCCCGAGCCUGGCUCCGAGGGGGACCCGGAAUGCAGGCUGGCGGGCGGCCGGCGGGGGCCGAGCUCCCGAGGAGAAGGCGGAGGUGGCCCCGUCCUCAGGCAUCAACUAUUGUCUAGGAGCCCGGGCCCCGGCUCGCGCCGUCCCCGAGGCUCAGCGCCCCCCAUCCCGCCCGCCCGCAGGAGAAAAAACUGAGGGGGCGCCCAAUACGGGAAGCAAGUGCCGGGGUCCGGGCUCCGAAGGUCCGAGAUUGGCGCAAGAAAUGAAAAGUGGCUUGCUCAUGACUUGGAAGCGGUGGGCUGAGGCCUCCCAAGACCAUCUGGCUUGUUCCAUUGCCAGCCAGAGUGGAGGCGACAUUCACACGAACCCAGGAGCUGCAGGGGCGCGUGAGCUGCAGCUGCCUUGUGGCAUCCAAGGAGCGCGCAGUGAGAUUCCGCAGGAGAAAUCACGCUUUGCAUGUUCUUGAGUACAAGAAACAUGUGUAAAGAGGGUUUUUGUUUGUGGGCAUGCCAAGGAGAACGACUGGAAUAUUAAAGCCAUCACAACCUUUAUUUAAGGGAAAAGAGGACAAGAAUGAAUAUGCUGAUAGUUCAGAGAUAUUUAGGACCUUCGGCAGCUCAGCACUCAUCCUAAAUUUUUACAAAUAGCUUUCCGGAGAUGAAGCUUUUAAAAGCCUUUUAAAGGAAUUUUAUUUGUUCUUUUCACGUUGGGAAAAGUGAUGAGUAUUAUCUACUCAGGUAUGAGAAAUGGCCAAGGCCACUCCAUGUAAUGUUUUACUUAUCCUAUAGCUACACAAAGAAAAUAGAACGAGUGUUGUAGAGGAAAAUCUACUAGACCUCAAGCCCGGCUUGAAAUCAAUUCUGUACUCUAAUUCAGACUCUGUCUUUAGCUAGCUGAGUCAGAUAAAUUAUUUAAUUUUCUGAACUUCUCGCUUCUCUUUCUUUUUUUCUUUUUC